Dibothriocephalus latus is the source of this 1176-nucleotide messenger RNA. Lineage: Eukaryota; Metazoa; Platyhelminthes; Cestoda; Diphyllobothriidea; Diphyllobothriidae. The record is from the annotation of a GenBank genome assembly.
AUGACUAAUCUGCAUAUUCCAUUAUUUGCAGAUGCCAACGACAUCUCAUUGGAAGUCAGCCCUAAUAAAACACUCUUCAUCUUCGAAAAUCUCGAAGACUCCAAAAUCAUUACUUGCACCACGAAAAAUAAACUGGAAAAAAAGUACAGAUUUUUUCAGCCUCAAUGGGAGGAAUCAAUGAUUGACUUUGUUAAGUCGAAGGCCAGCAUCAGGGAGGCCAACCUGAAGAUAUCGUCGAAGCUAUUGGAUGGGCAGUUUUGCUAUCGAUGUGUAAUACCCAAGCUGCAGGAGGCGUCUCCCUUUAAGCGUCACUGCUUUACAGUUGUGUUCAAGAAAAGGCUUCAAGUUGCUCUGGUUCCCAGCAGAGAGGGCAACAUAUACCCGAUCGAAAACACAACGAAUGUUUCCUGCAUAGUCCGUUACGAUAACACGAGUGCGGACAGGAUACCGCCGAAAUUAAAGUGUGCUCUGAAGGACAAAGGAGAAGUUUUCUCUAAAAUACAGGGUUAUACAGUCAAUGGCAGUAUCCUAGUUAAUUCCAAUGCAGAACGAGUAAAGGCGGAAAUUGAUGCGGAAAUCAUGGAGGAUGGCGGGGCAUCCAGUGGACUCUCCACGAGAAAAGUUAAAAUAUGGUUUGCAAGAGAAGAGGAUCUCGAAAUUGAUUUUCCUGGAGCCCAUGGUGCCUAUGCGAAAGCUUCAACAUUUACUCAGUUGUGUACGUUUAAAUGGGCAGAGCUGGGCGAGGCCUUUAAGCAGAACUUUACGUGGAAGGCAUUCGGAAAAAAUCAGACUGUGAACAAUCAACGGGCGCCCAUUCUACUCGUUCGAAAUGAAACGGAGUUAAACAAGUCCUACUUCUGUCAAUUCUCUGGUCUUAACAAAUCGAAGGCCUUGAAGUACAAGAUUAUUGACUUGGACAAGUUGAAAUUUAGUACGAAGGCAAAGCAUAUCUACAGAACCGGUGAUAAGAACCACACUAUAACCUGUGAAGUCGAGCCACCGGAAGCAGAACUGCUACCCAACUUUUCCUACGGAUGGCAAGUAAGACACGUAUCUAAAACCCUCGACGUGCAAGACUACAACGAUGGCGCACACCACAUGGUUUGUAGUUCGCCAGCUUCCAAGGUUGCCAAACUUAAGUGGGCCUUCUAUGUAGUGAGUAAGUUGAAAGGAUGA